Lodderomyces margitis is the source of this 1149-nucleotide messenger RNA. RefSeq names its product Yim1p (gene YIM1). The record is from RefSeq and is a predicted model, not a curated record. Gene Ontology annotation, cellular component: mitochondrion. The transcript has a single exon. Gene Ontology annotation, molecular function: oxidoreductase activity. NCBI's taxonomy places the organism in Eukaryota, Fungi, Ascomycota, Pichiomycetes, Serinales, Debaryomycetaceae. Bases 1 to 1149 code for a protein of 382 amino acids.
AUGUCAUUGCCUGAACCUAGAAUCACCUAUAAAGCUUAUGCUUACAAGAAUGGUAACAGUCCUAUUGAGAUUGUCACUGAAACCAUUGACUUGGUUAAAAACCCCCUGGGUCAAGGAUACAUUGCUCCUCCUGGACAAAUUUUACUCAAGAUCAAUUACGCUUCGUUAAACCCGGUUGAUUACAAGUUGUAUAAAAUUAAACCAUCAUUUUUGAGUCUCAUCAACUCAAAGCAAGGGUUUGGCCGUGAUUUUGCUGGUCAAGUUUUGUCAAUUGGUCAGGGAACAAACACUACUGUCAAGGUUGGGGAUUAUGCUGAAGGUAUAUAUACUCCUAUGGUUGGUAAGGGAUCUGUUGCUGAGUACUUGUUGGUUGAUCCUAAGAAAUCACCCAUUACCUCUAAACCAGCCAACAUUAACGUGGCUGAAGCUUCUGCAUUCCCAUUAGUGUUGGGAACAGCUUUGCAAAUGUGUUCCAGGGGUGGCAUUAAAUUCGCCAACAGUAAAGUGUUGGUGAUUGGUGCUGGAACUUCAGUUGGUAGAUAUGCUGUUCAAUUGGCCAGAAAUGGCGGUGCAAAAGAAGUUGUAACUACAAAUUCAGCAAGAACUUCAGAAUUAAUUGAAAGCUUGGGGGCUACUUCACAAAUUGAUUAUAGAAAAAACCCCAAUUUAUUAAAUCCAACUUUGGAAAGUGUCAAAACUUCAGGUCCAUUUGAUUACAUUAUUGAUUGUUGGGGUGGAAGUGACUUGUUCCCCCAAAUCAAUACCAUUUUAACAAAGGGGGGUGUAUACAAUACCAUUGUUGGUGAUGCACCAGGAACCGGUUUGGCUGCAUUGAUUGGAAGUGUCAAGUCAAUUACAAGAACAAUUCGUUCAAAAUUGGGCUUGUUGGGCUACACCUAUGAAUUGAUGUUGUUGGAUAACACUGCAGGGUGGAUUGAUGAAGCUAGAGAUUUAGUAGGCGAGGGUCACUUGAAAAUCUUUAUUGAUAAGAUUUAUCCCUUCACUGAAUUGAAUGAAGCCAUUGAGAAGUUGGAAAGUGGUACAGCUCAAGGAAAAAUUGUAUUGGAAGUUGCUAAACCUACUACUUCUACUUCUACUUCUUCAGGUGCUGGCUCUGUAGAUGGAUCUAGUAACAAUCCAUUUCAAUAA